CAUGGCUGGUGAAUGCUGGAGAGGGGACCCCGGGCACGCAGCGGCUCAAGAGGGGUUGGGAAGGCGCGGGAUCUAGCUUCUCCCACCGGGCUCCGGGGAGGAGUCCAGCCCCUCCCCAGGGAGACUUGGGGCAUUUCCCCCCCCCCCCCCCGCUCCCUGGCAUGCCCGGGCUGCCUCUCCCCGCGCCGGGUGGAUGGCAGGCGGGGGAAGCAGCGGCAGACGGCCAGUGCUGGUAGGGGGAAGGCAGCACCUUGCCUCGGUCCAUUGCUGCCCCCUGAGCCGGCGCGGGGGGCUAUGAAGCACCAUGGUGUGGUGUGACCGGGGGGUCCAGAUGCUGCUGACCACGGUGGGAGCCUUCGCCGCCUUCAGCCUCAUGGCCAUCGCCAUCGGCACCGACUACUGGCUCUACUCCAGCGCCCACAUCUGCAACGGGACCAACCUCAGCAUGGAGGAGCCGCAGAGCCAGAGCCAGCCCCGCCGGGCGAAGGGGGACCUCACGCACUCCGGGCUCUGGCGGAUCUGCUGCCUGGAAGGAAUCUACAAAGGACAUUGCUUCCGAAUCAACCACUUCCCUGAGGACAAUGACUAUGACCAUGACAGCUCAGAAUAUCUUCUCCGUAUUGUCCGUGCCUCCAGUGUAUUCCCCAUCCUGAGCACAAUAUUGCUAUUACUGGGAGGACUCUGUGUCGGAGCAGGAAGGAUUUACAACAGCAAAAACAACAUUAUCCUCAGUGCUGGGAUUCUGUUUGUUGCAGCAGGACUAAGUAAUAUCAUAGGGAUCAUUGUCUAUAUAUCCAGCAAUGCAGGUGACCCAAGUGACAAGAGAGAUGAGGACAAAAAGAACCAUUACAACUACGGCUGGUCUUUUUACUUUGGAGCUUUGUCUUUUAUUGUGGCUGAAACCAUAGGAGUACUGGCAGUGAACAUUUACAUUGAGAAAAACAAAGAGUUGAGAUUUAAAACCAAGAGGGAAUUCCUUAAGACUUCUUCCUCUUCCCCUUAUGCCAGGAUGCCAAGCUAUAGGUACAGGAGGAGGAGAUCCAGAUCAAGUUCUCGAUCUACAGAGCCUUCUCCGUCUAGGGACAUUUCUCCAGUUGGCAUGAAGAUUGCCAGUUCCAUCCCUAUGAAUGAAAUUUCCAUGUACACUCUGUCCAGAGAGCCCUUGAAGAUUACAACUGCAGCCAGUUACAAUGCGGACCAAGAAGCCAGCUUUCUGCAAGUCCACAACUUUCUUCAGAAGGAAUUUAAAGAAGGACUCCACAUCAAUAUGGUUAACAGGAGAACAACACCUGUCUGAAGGGUUUGCUUUCUCUCUCUUUCUUUUUCAAAGCGUCAAAACAGAAUAGAGCCUCCAAAAAAGAGAAGGAGCAAUUUAAAAUCCUUCUCAAAACAGGACAUGUGCUGGGCUAGCAAAUGGAGACCUUGGAAUACUGGAAUGGCCUAAAGAUAUUGUACAUUCAUAGCUGUUUUAAAAGCUGUUUGGAGUUUGUUUCAUUAAAGUUCCCGAUGUCACAAGAAAGUGAAAGCAGCUCACAUCCCUGCAGUUUUGUAAUGUACACAACGUGUCAGAGAAACUGGAAAAGAGUUAGCUACUAGGGCGUUUUAAAGAAUUACAGAAGAAUUGCAAUGUGAUUUUUUUUUUAAAUAAAGCCCCUUAAAAUAAUCAUAAUUCAUGGCCAAGUCCAAAGCUUAUCACAAAUGGAGCCUAAUGCAGCUCUUCAAAACUACGAUCCAGUUUCCUUUCACACAGGGAAGAGGGAGCAGAGAUCUGUCUCAGAAGCAACUGCCUCCUUGAGAAAAUAAAAUCUAGAAGGCAAAACUAUUUGCAGCCAGCUUGCGCUACUGAACUGUAGCAUUCCAAUGUACUGUGUGUUGCAGCAUUCUACAGUGGGCGAGCUACAGUGGUCAGUACUGCCUCCACUGGUAGAUCCUGUGCAAUAGAACCCAGGAGCUGAUGGAGCCAAUGCAGAUGAAGCAGUGAGCAUAGAGUGGAUGCAUUCUAAAAUAAUGAAAUGGUGUGGAGUUAAAGCAGAAGCUGCUCAAACGUAUUUGCAAAUGUCAUUUCUUGCCUAAAGUUUAGAACACUUGAAUCGUCUCAUUGCUAAUAGACCUAGUCCCUGAUCCUGCCAGGUGCUGAGUGCUUCCUGCGUGUACAGGGUGCACCAGACCUCUCAGGAUCCGUUUCCUAUACACUACGUGCUGCAGGAACAGGAAACAGAGCUGGGCCUGUCGGAACCAAUACCUGUGAAAUUGAAGAUUCCACAAGGGUUGCACAUUACCCUUUUUUCCUUGACACUUCACAAGCGCAACACUAAUGCUAACGCAAGUUAAUGUAUCCAGGCUACGUGUGUAAGAAAAGGGAAAGCUAAUCUACCAAUCCAACCUACUAUUCAGAGUGGUGAACAUUUCUGCAAAAUGCAGACUUAUAGGUCAUGUAAUGACAAUUUUAAAAGAUAGAUCAAAAAUAAUUGCAGUUUACUAGAUAUUUAUUAAACUUUUUAUUAUGAAAAAGCACCCCGGGGUGCAAGUUGCAGUUGUUUUUACACUGAAACUGUGGUUCAAAGUAAUGUAAUUUAUUCUGGAAUGAUGGAAUUCACUAAGUUCAGAGAGGCCCACAGGACCCUGUAUGUAACUUACGGUGGGGAAAAACGUGGAUUUGUGGGGUUUGAGGGGUUGUUAUUUGCUUCUUUAUGAUUUUUCUAAAAAGGGCUGAAAUAUUUUCUUUUAAAUUCCUAUUUCAUUUUUACAUUAGACAUUGUGAUGCUCUCCUCAGGGAAGGUGAGUAUGCUCUCUAAGCCAACAAGCUGGAAUGUAUUCUGCCUCUUUACAGCCAGCGGAUUUGAUCAUUUCUAUGAGUAUCCAGAGAGAGGGACUGGACACUGCAAAGCCACAUUCCCGUGGAACUUGAGUUCACUGAACGUUACUUGCAAGGCAAGAUUUAAACUAGCACAAUCUCAAGGAGUUUCCGGGUCAGGCACACAGACUGGAGUGGCAGGGAGCUCUCAUAUAGUUUAAGCUCCAGCAAAGCUCCCUCUCACUAAGGCAGAGAGGUAACAUGGUGGCUUAUGGCUCUGGGGACCCUGAGGAGAGCAUCAAAGACUUUUAGGCUGGGAUUUUCCAAAAGAGGCUAAGGGCUCGAUCGAGAGAUAGUUGAACUCAGUGGAAGGCCUUCCACUGACUUCAAUGGGCUUUGGACCAGACUUCAUGGAAGCUAAGGAUCCAGCUCCUUUGAAGAGUCCAGCCCUAGGUCUGGUCUACAUUACAGACCUAUAACUAUGUCACGCAGGGUGUGAAAAAUCCACACCCCUUAGCAACAGUUAUAUCGACCUAAUUCCCCAUGUAGACAGUGAUAUAUUGGCAGGAGAGCAUCUCCCACCGACAUAGCUACCGCUUCUCGGGGAGGGGGAUUAACUACGCCGACAGAAGAGUUCUCUCCCGUCGCCAUACAGCAUCUUCAUUAAAGCACUGCAUCGGUGCAGCUGCAUCAGUGCAAGCGUUUUAAGCAUAGAAUUGACCCUAGGUCUUGUCUGCCCUAAAAGCUCUACAGUGAACGGUGGACUAGUGAAAUAACAUCACAAGAGCGAAGACUGAAAAAGUUAAACAACUGAGGGUUGGAGUCCGCAGCCAGAUUUUUUAAAAAUGCUUUGUUUGUGAACCCCUAUUUAACGUCCAUGACUAAGUGACAUUUUACGUAAAGGAUGUCUUUUUUAAAGGUUGAACAUCCCUCCACCUUUCAAUUAGGGCACAACAUUUCCCAGCAAAGUUGAGCUGAGUCCUACAAAACUCCAGAAGGAACGGCCUUGGCAUUCCAAACUACAAGAAUAAAAAAUAAAAAACCAACAACAAAACCCACAAAUAGCUCAGGCCUUCUCACACCAUCAUGAAGAAGGAAAAUCAGGUACAAUCUCAAUUUUUAAAGAAUCUUGUCCUUGUCCUCUUUAAAUCCAAUUUAGGCCUCAAUCGAGCAUUUAAACACAUGCUUAAUUUUGCAAGUAAUCCAAUUAAAGCAGAUUGGUGCAUUAAUUCCUCUUUAAGAGUUUAUGUGGCUCUAAAACUCCACUAGGAUCCUUGUUUAAGUCCUCUGUACUGGGGUGAAUUUCACCCUGAGAGCUGAAUAGAAUGGAAUGUAGGGAAUUCUAAGGCAUUAAGGGGAAAGAUAUUAACAGAUUUUUUUAAUUUUUCAAAUGCUGAUUUGAACAGGAGGGAAAAUUCUUAUCUACUUUCCAAUACAGAACUUUUUGAGGAAGAGGGAUGGGUGGGAGUAGGUGAAGUUAUUAAACAUCUUGCAGAGAAUUUUUUACAUAAAUCUUUAUGCUUUCAAACAAUAAAUUGCCUACCUUUUUGAGAUUUCUUAAUUAAAAUCAUUUUAUUAGCUAUGAUAGAGGUAGAAAAGCACAUUAAAGAAAAGCAUUCUGUCUCAAUGUGUCAUACUAAGUGCUUAUUAAUUUACACCUAUUAUAGUCAAUGUAUUUCCAAGUGCAAUUCCCCAGAAUUGUUUCCUAUUGUGUUAAUAAAGUAAGAGCUAGACAUUAGUCCUCAUUUGUGUUUGCUGUAGUUUAAAAAAAUCAUUCCCUUUCAAAACCCAAUUUCCCAACCAGACAGUGUUUCGUUCAAAAUUUUUCCACCAGCAGACUGUUGAGUAGUCCCUUACUCCAUGAGUAGUCCCUCUGAAAUCAUUUUGGCUACUCUAGGAGUAAGGUAAAACACAGCAACACUGAGGGCAGCAGAAUCUCCUUUUGUUUUAUGUGUGGACAGUACUGGGCACAAUGGAGCUCUGAUCUCUAGGAUUUUUAGAUGCAACUCCAGUAUUAUUAAUAAUAAUAAUAAUAAUCAGGUUCUUUGAAAUAAUCCUAGCCAGAAAACACAACAUUCAGUAUUAACAGAGAAAAAUGGCUACAUGGAGUUAUUUGACCAUCUCUUCCUAUUUCUCAUUCCAAACAGAAUAGGGAUGAAAAUAGCAGUCUCUUCACAUGCUGUUUAUUUUCAGUAAUAGAACAUUUUAGCAUUUCUUUUUCUGUUCUUUCUGUAUAGGUCACAUAUCCACAAGGGCUAAUCUACCAUGUCCCUUGAGGUUAUAUUUCUGUCUGCAGUUCUAAAAGUAUUAUUUCCAAUGUGCAUCAGUUCUGCCCAUAUAAUCACAAAUACGUAUACUGUACUUACUAUUAUUUUUAAAUAAAAUGUUUUAAAUGUG
Molecule: messenger RNA, 5191 nt
Organism: Gopherus evgoodei (Goodes thornscrub tortoise)
Lineage: Eukaryota; Metazoa; Chordata; Testudines; Testudinidae
Gene: CACNG4
Product: calcium voltage-gated channel auxiliary subunit gamma 4
Exons: 4
Coding region: 305-1297 (330 amino acids)
Biological process (GO): regulation of AMPA receptor activity; positive regulation of synaptic transmission, glutamatergic; transmission of nerve impulse
Cellular component (GO): voltage-gated calcium channel complex; postsynaptic density membrane; AMPA glutamate receptor complex
Molecular function (GO): voltage-gated calcium channel activity; channel regulator activity
Source: RefSeq, a predicted model, not a curated record